AUGGUCUUCUUCCUGAGACAUGUUGAAACUUUUAUACAUUCCUUGAGAUCAUUUGUUUUGAUGGAAAGCAUGUCUAAAUUUACCCAGACGACCUACAAGAUUAUGAACGGCUUCAAUGGUUGGGUGGGAAGAGCAGCAAAUAAUAAUAAACGAGCGGUUACUGUAAAACGUCUGAGCAAUCGGGAAAAUCGUCGUAAUUCUUCUCAAAUGACGAAACGCUCUGGUAAAUGCGGCUGCACUAAAUGCACACGGCGUAAACACAAGAGGAAGAUGGAGCCAAGUUUGCUGGUAGCGAACAUGGGACAUCAGCAUCACGUGAUAAAAGAAAAUAAUCCAACUGCUGAUAAUUUUAUAAGUAAAUUACAAGCUGAUGAUGACAAAGUAGAGAAAGUUGAUCAAGUCCAGGAUCAUCAGCAUCAGCAUCCAGAGGAUUAUCGGAAAUUGCAACAAACGGAUUAUACCGAGCGAGCCUGGUGGACUGACAUGACUCAUCGAGUUUAUAUGCCUCCGCUGAUGCUACAGGAGCCAUCGUCAAAGCCAACUAGGUCUGAAUGUUCAUCAACAAGCUCCGGAUUUAAAACCGCUCGUCCAGAUACACCAGAGUAUCCUUUGUCCCCAAGUUCAUCGGUCGUUUUCGGUGACUCCGACUACCAGUCAUGCAAAAACUCACCUCGUUGUCACCUUAAGGGGAAAUCAAAAUCAGAUCAACAGAUAAACGGAGUAUUGGGAACUGAAGACAAGUCACCGGCAAGAAGUCCGUCGAUGCCGUUGGGCUAUCAGCCAAACUUACAAGAAUUGAGAGAACUAAAAAUUAUAGCCAGCAGACAGGACAGGAUUCAGAAUAAGGAACGACCUGUUUGCAGAACCACCAGCCAUGCAACCGACAGGUUCAGUAACUGCGUCAAGUGCUCGAGGAUCGUGUCCAAGUCUUCGAAAAAAAUUAAACAGUCCGCUUAUUAUUGA
Microplitis mediator is the source of this 963-nucleotide messenger RNA. RefSeq lists its product as uncharacterized. NCBI's taxonomy places the organism in Eukaryota, Metazoa, Arthropoda, Insecta, Hymenoptera, Braconidae. The record is from RefSeq and is a predicted model, not a curated record. The transcript has 6 exons. The coding region runs from base 1 to 963 and encodes 320 amino acids.